AUGGAGUCUCUAGUAGCUGCGCUCCCCGCGGGCGGCGCGGCGGCGGCGGCGGCGGCGGCGGCGGCGGCCGUCGGCGGGCUGGUGGCCGCUGCAGCGCUCGCCGGAAAGGCCGGCCUCGCCGGGCCCAAGAAACACCUCAACGCGCCCCCAGCUGUCCCUGGUUUACCAAUGAUUGGGAAUCUUCAUCAGUUGAAAGAGAAGAAACCCCACCAGACCUUUACAAAGUGGGCUGAAAUUUAUGGGCCAAUUUACACUAUAAGGACCGGUGCUUCUUCUGUAGUUGUGCUCAAUUCAGCUCAAGUAGCCAAGGAGGCAAUGAUUGCAAAAUUCUCAUCAAUAUCUACUCGAAAGCUAUCUAAGGCAUUGUCGGUGCUCACCCAUGACAAAACUAUGGUUGCUACAAGUGACUAUGGUGACUUCCACAAAAUGGUUAAGCGUUAUGUCAUGACAUCCAUCUUUGGGUACUUACGGCCGAAACAAUUUAGGGACACAAGAAACAUGAUGGUUGACAACAUGUUGAACACUUUCCACACAUUGUUGACCGAUGAUCCAAAUUCUCCUCUGAACUUCCGUGAAGUCUUCAAGAAUGAAUUAUUUCGCUUAUCCCUGAUUCAAGCUUUAGGUGAGGAUGUGAGUUCAGUCUAUGUGGAAGAGUAUGGGAAGGUUAUAUCAAAGGAGGAAAUCUACCAGGCCACUGUGGCUGACAUGAUGAUGUGUGCAAUUGAGGUCGACUGGAGGGAUUUCUUCCCAUACCUCAGCUGGAUUCCAAAUAGGAGCUUUGAAACAAGAGUACUGACUACGGAUGCUAGGAGAACUACAGUGAUGCAAGCCUUGAUCAAUCAGCAAAAGCAAAGAAUUGCACGUGGAGAGACUAGGAUAUCCUACCUGGACUUCCUGCUGGCAGAGAAUACACUGACUGAUGAACAGUUACUGAUGCUGGUGUGGGAGGCAGUCAUAGAAGCUGCUGAUACUACUUUGGUCACGACCGAGUGGGCCAUGUAUGAGAUUGCGAAGCACCCAGAGAAACAGGAAUACCUUUAUCAAGAAAUCCAAAAAGUGUGUGGCAAUAAGACAGUUACCGAGGAUCACCUGCCAGAGUUACCUUACUUGAACGCGGUGUUCCAUGAGACCCUGAGGCGGCAUUCUCCAGUUCCAUUAGUGCCUCCAAGAUUUGUCCAUGAGAAUACCAACUUGGCUGGCUAUGAGGUUCUAGCCGGCACAGAGAUGAUCAUCAAUCUGUACGGAUGCAACAUGAACAAAAGCGACUGGGCCGAUCCUGAGGAAUGGAAGCCAGAGAGGUUUCUGGACGGGAGGUUUGAGGCUGCAGAUCUGUACAAGACCAUGGCCUUUGGUGCAGGAAGGAGGGCCUGUGCUGGCAGUAUGCAGGCGGUGAACAUCUCGUGCACAGCCAUCGCUAGGUUUGUGCAAGAGUUUGCCUGGAGGCUCAAGGAAGGUGACGAGGACAAGGCUGACACCAUCCAGCUUACAACCAACAGGCUUUACCCAUUGCAUGUGUACCUCACGCCUAGAGGAAGGAAAUGA
This is a messenger RNA of Miscanthus lutarioriparius, 1542 nucleotides long. The record is from the annotation of a GenBank genome assembly. NCBI's taxonomy places the organism in Eukaryota, Viridiplantae, Streptophyta, Magnoliopsida, Poales, Poaceae.